AUGCUGCAGCAGGUCCCGCGUCUGGUGCUCGCCGCUGCUGCUGCUGCUUGUUGCUGCUGCAGCUGCAGCCGCUGCAGCAGCUGCAGUCAAAUGUUCCCGAGGGCUCUACUACCUCAUCGCGUGCUGCCAACAGGGACAGGCUGCAGCAGCGAAGCAGACGGGCUGCAGCAGCAGCAGCAGCAGCAGCCUCAGCAGCAGCUUCAGCAGCAGCAGCAGCCUCAGCAGCAGCUUCAGCAGCAGCAGGGGGGGCUCCCUCUGCUGCAGCAGCAGAAGGGGGGCUAG
This is a messenger RNA of Eimeria tenella, 282 nucleotides long. RefSeq lists its product as uncharacterized. The transcript has a single exon. The record is from RefSeq and is a predicted model, not a curated record. Bases 1 to 282 code for a protein of 93 amino acids. NCBI's taxonomy places the organism in Eukaryota, Apicomplexa, Conoidasida, Eucoccidiorida, Eimeriidae.